GGCGCGCUCAGUGCAAACAUCUGCCCUCUGAUGAUCUACGGGAGACUUCAGCUCUCCGGCGUGCUCACUCUCCUCGCAUCAAACCUCGGAUCAGGGAGACAUGACCCUCCGUUAUAUCGCGCUCGUGAUCGCGGGACUCGGCGUCCUCACGUGCAAAACAUGGGCCAUGGUGGAUGUGAACAUGGAAGACCGGGUGGAUGUAUCGCUAAAAGGCCAGGCUGAAAUCUCCUGUAUCUACAACCUGGAGGAACAAGCCAAGAUGAUAGUCUGGUUUACGAAAUUGCCAGGCAGAGACCAAAGCAGGAGAAGAAUCUACUACUAUGAUGAUCAGAAAGAGAUCAUUGAAGAAGGCAGUGAAUACGCCGGGAGGAUCAGCGUCACACACUCUUAUGAUCCACAGAACGCACGUGGAAGUGCCCUUCUGAUCAUCAACAACGUGCAGCUCAGUGACCAGAAGGAUUUCAUCUGCAGCAUACAUGACGUGUCAGCAGACAUGGGUGAAGGACACACUCGUCUCCAAAUAUUCAACUCGCCAUCUCUACCUGUGAUUGAAGGUGUACCCAAAGGGAUUUCUGUUACUGAGGAGGAGCCAUCAAAGGUUGCACAUUGCAAAGUGGACAACGGAUAUCCCAGACCCAACAUCACAUGGUACAAGGACAGAUUCCCUCUCCAGCAAUCAGAUGGUGAGGUGAGGAUCGCGGAGUUUGAGACGAUCAAAGCUAACGGCCUGUUCACAAUCGAGAGUGAUCUGUACAUUAGGGUUCAGAGGACAGAUGAACAUGCCCUUUUCUACUGUGAGGUCAAAUACUUUGUCCCCGGUGCUUUAAAAAUGACUGAGUCCAAGGAAAUCAACAUAACAGUUCACUACCCUACGACAGAAGUAACAGUGUACGUGAAUCCACCUGACAGGCUUAUAAAAGAAGGCGACACUGUGGAGAUCCGAUGUGAGGGAAAUGGAAACCCUCAGCCCGUUUUUUCUUUCACACAUAAAGGGGAAGAUUUGAGCUCAAAUAAUGAAAUGCUGCUUUUGGAAAACGUCAAGCGGUCAGACAGUGGGACGUAUGUGUGCCAGUCAUUUGACUUUGAAUUAGGCUUUGAUGCUGAGAUAACGCAGGACGUCAAUAUCACAGUACACUAUCUGGACCAAGUUGUGGUGAUACCAGAGGAGGCAGUUCUGAAACAGGGGGAAGAUCUCAGCCUAACCUGCAAUGCCUUGUCCUCUUUACCCACACUGACAGCAUGGUAUAAGGAUGGCACACAGUUGGUGAAGGGCCAUGUUUUGGAGUUGCACAAUGCCUCCUUUGACACUGCUGGAUCAUAUAUAUGUGGAGUAACAGUCCCUUCGCUUGAUCUAGAAAAACAAAAGCCUGUGCGAGUCAGUGUGCAAGGGAAGCCUAGGAUCACAGAGGAGAUAGCAGUGGGUCCACUGAACAAGGCUGACCGCUCUGUUAACCUGACCUGCUAUGCAGAAGGCUACCCAUUCCCCACCAUCGCCUGGAACAUCUCUGACCAACGUACUGGGGAGCCUAUUCCUCCGCCGGAAGCGGUGAGCCUGAAGACGGACACUGGUAUUUUCAGCAUAAUCUCUGUGAAAGCCAUGUCUGAACUCACAGCCAAGUGCACUGCUUCCAAUGAGCUGGGGACAGAAGAAGUUUCUCGCAAUAUUGCAGCAUUUGCACGUGUGAAAACAACUACAACCCAAGCCACCAGCACUAAAGUUGCACGCGUGAGAUCAACUUCAACCCAAGCCACCAGCACCAAAGGACCAGGAUUAACCCUUCCACCGAAACAACCACGUACAGGAGGUGGAAGUGGAGUCAUUAUAGCCGUCAUCAUCAUCUGCCUCCUCCUCAUAGCCAUACUGGGAAGCGUGCUCUACUUCCUCUACAAGAAAGGAAAGCUGCCCUGUGGACGCUCGGGAAAGCAGGAUUUCACGAAGGAAAAGGCCAGUAAGGAUGAUAUUGUGAUGGAGAUGAAAAGCGGUAAAUCUGAAGAGGCGGUGCUUCUACAAGGAGUCAAUGGAGACAAAAAGUCCCCCACCGAUUAGGUCAUUACUUUAGAACAGCCAUUCCCAUUAUUAGCUCUUUUACAGUACACACAACUCAACAAUCUUAAACAAGACCCAGGACUGAUAAGGCUGACACUCACCAUGCUACGGAGACGUGAUGAUGUUUUCUUUCAAUUAAAGUCCAGACUGAAAACUACAUGCAUAUAGCGGCCUUUGUCCUACAGCGCUCCGUCUCAGGCUGAGUCCUCACAACAUCUUCCCCUCUACACGAACCCUCACUCAGUUCUGCUUUUUUCUGCCCGGAUUUUUUUCUUUUAAAAUGCUAGAAUCUGAUUAAACAUACAGUAAGAUGAUCCAAAAAGCACCAAGUUCAUUAUGGACGACUCCUCUCCAAUACUUACAAAUUGUAUAUAGAUAUGAAACUGUAUAUAUUUAGCUAUUUAAAAUGCCUAAACAUUUGAAGGGUUGCGCUUGGGAUAUCUUUUUGAUAACGCAAGUCUGUUUUUGAGGGUCUUUAUUCGUCUGGUUUGAACCUGCUCUCACCUCUGCAGCACCAUAGUCCAAGCACUGAAGCGUCUUUAGCACUGAAAACAUCCAUCUGUCCUCUGGAUCAGCACUGAAACGGCCCAAUGAUACAGCUUGAGGGCAAUUUCUCUAAAAAAAAUAAACCGUCCGGGAAAGUCUCUGACAUGGUUGACCUUUGUCCAAAUAUGUAAGCAAAAUGUUGGGUUCAUGUCAUGCCUCUGGUUUUAUUUUGAUAUUAUUAGCUUUAUCAAAUUAAGUUCAUGUUCACUGCAAGGGCUGAGCAUGUGAAUGACGUUAAUGUCGGUUUGAGAUAAAAACGUCCCUCUUCCCUGAGAAAAACGGAAGCGGCUUAGUUGUAUUCGCUUUCUUAAAAUUACCUGCUGUCCUCAUCUUGCACUGAAUGUAAAUAAUAAAAACACGACCAACCCUCCCAUCUUGAAAUUUUAGAGGAAAUAUUAAAAUGCAUGUGAAAAACUGCAUUCAUUUAUCACAUCGGAGGGAGAGUAACAGGAAAAAAAAUGCAGGUGUUAUUUUUAUACUUUUUUUUUUUAAACAACAUUUUAUUAGAUGUUUUCAAUCCAUAUUUUGAAGGUUUAUAAGUUGUAUCUUAGUCUAUGCAGUAUGUACCCUGUACUGUUCGCAAAGCAGGCCCACAGAUGGACACAAUGGUCAUUAUCACACUGAAGUUCACCCCUUUCAUUUCCUCUGGUUUUGUCACACCGUUUAUGUUUAGUGUCAGUAUUUUUUGUUAAUGCUUGUUUUUGAAUUGUCCUGGUAUUUCUAUUAAAAAGGGCUGGCUUACUCAAGCCUCAAUUUUGUCACA
Molecule: messenger RNA, 3356 nt
Organism: Puntigrus tetrazona (Sumatra barb)
Lineage: Eukaryota; Metazoa; Chordata; Actinopteri; Cypriniformes; Cyprinidae
Gene: mcamb
Product: melanoma cell adhesion molecule b
Exons: 17
Coding region: 101-2047 (648 amino acids)
Source: RefSeq, a predicted model, not a curated record